GCCCAUGCAGGCGAACGGGGUGGUGAAGGCUGUGUGCUCUCCCAAGCGGUCGCCAAGUGUCGGGAGCGUGUCGUCGAGCGACUUGGCGAAUGGCGACGACCAGGCCAACGGCGGCGAGACGGCUGUGCCAGCACGCGUAUCCCCGGCUGUGCACGCCUCGCUGUCCGCGAUGCCAGGACACAUGCCUCCAGCGCCGGGUUCGCCACUGGCGAAGGCAGGGCCGUCCGCCGAUGGAGAAGGCAAGUCGCUGCUGGGUGGGACGGCCCUCGAGCUCGCUGAGGCCCCGCGCCUCUCUCUCGAAAGCUGGGAGUCGCUUGCUCGCUCAGAGUGGCAGCUGCGCUGGUCGCCGAGCUGGAGUAUGCAGGUGGCGGUCGAGGGCUCGUACUACGUCUCCUUUCGGCUGCUGCUCAAGAUCGACUCGGUCCGCAUGUCGGGCGCCCUCGUCGUCAACGCCGCAAACGACUUGCGACAGAUCGGUCUCUCCUUCGCCGAGCUGCCUGCGCUCAAGAUGAGAGUCGAGUGCACCGUCUCGUGGGGCACGCUGCCGCUGCCGCUGCAGGACUACAUUGGCGAGACCGUCGUCAACGAGUUUCGCGCCUGGCUGACACGAGCGAUGGUCCAGCCCAACGAGCUCGUCAUCAAGCCCGCCGCCUUCCAGCCAAAGCAGACCCUCACCGACGCAGACGUCGAGCGCGCGAUGCGCGCCGCGUCGAUGGCGAGGGAGCUCUCUGAGGUGCAAAACGAGACGUUGCUGUGAUGCUGGACGCCCAGCCGCGGGCUACCGUGUGUGUCGCGCCGUCGCCGCUCGAACGAUUGCCGGGCGCGCUGACGAGACACCGAUGUGUGGCCGUGCCGCUUGACAACAUGUACAUCAUGUGCGCGCGGUCGGUCGGUUGUGCCGGCGGCCCCGCUUAUGCGGCCGUUCGGUGGUUGUGGCAGCGGCUUUCUGCAGCGUGCUUGGGGGGCAUUGCGUCUUGUGUGGCGCCGCCAGGGUGGCGCCGCUGUGCCGCGGGAUUCUUACCCGCGGCGCGUCGCGCCGACGUCUUUUCGUGAAGUAUGUGAUGUUAAACGCUAAUGACGGCGU
This is a messenger RNA of Emiliania huxleyi CCMP1516, 1084 nucleotides long. RefSeq lists its product as hypothetical. Bases 5 to 757 code for a protein of 250 amino acids. The transcript has 9 exons. NCBI's taxonomy places the organism in Eukaryota, Haptophyta, Isochrysidales, Noelaerhabdaceae. The record is from RefSeq and is a predicted model, not a curated record.